Messenger RNA from Penicillium robsamsonii, 1710 nucleotides. RefSeq names its product class I adenylate-forming enzyme family protein. The record is from RefSeq and is a predicted model, not a curated record. NCBI's taxonomy places the organism in Eukaryota, Fungi, Ascomycota, Eurotiomycetes, Eurotiales, Aspergillaceae. The transcript is spliced from 5 exons. Bases 1 to 1710 code for a protein of 569 amino acids.
AUGCCUCGUCCUAUGAUCUCCCAAGCAGCCAGUCUACCCAAUGAUCCCUUGUUCAAACAACUGCUUCACAAUUCCCAGGUCAACCCUAACAUCCUGAUCCAUGAUCCAACUUAUAACAAGGAUGCCACUACAGCCCAAUUACUUCGCGAUGUAGUGGCAUUUCGGGACAAAAUCCUCUCACAGCUACCCCGACACUACUUAAACCACCGAGGAAGACUCCAGACCCCGGGAGUCUAUAUGGCUAUCCUCGCCCCCCUGAGCUACGACUUUAUUGUUGCUUUGUACGCCGUCAUCGCCCUAGGCGCCGCAGCCGUACCAUUAUCAACUAAAGUGCUGCCUGAAGAAGGAGCCUGGCUUGUGAACAAAUGCAACGCCAUCUGCCUGCUCGCCCAGCCAGAGCAGAUGCCGCUCGCCUCCCAGAUUCAGUUCCAGGGACCAAUUACCCCUCCUAACCCACUGGCACUGCCAGUGAUCGCAAUCCAACAUCUUCCCAAUUUGGAUGCAUCCCCUGGGCUCCCCCAGAUUGACCCAGCCCUAACCUUUCCCUCCACUCAGCCAGGUCUCCUCCUCUUCACAUCGGGGACCACAGGUCCUCCAAAAGGUGCUAUUCUACCUCGCCAACUCUUCUUCCCGCACGUCACCCCCGACUGCACUGCCGAUGACACCGCCAUCGUCUAUCGUGCCGUCAACGGUUUACCCGGGGUGCUGAAUUUAAGCGACCUGGUCUAUGUCGGCGCGCGCAUCGAGCUCUUUCCUGCCGGAAUUGAGCCAGCCCCGAUCUGGGAGCGACUCCGCUGCGGCGGAGUCACUGUGCUAGCGGGUGCUACUCGCUUCUGGCAGGUGCUCAUGACACACUACGAGGAGAGGCUACGAGCUCUACCCGAGGAUGAGCGUAUCCUGUAUGAUGAGGGAGCUCGGAAUUUGCGAGUCGUGUGGUUUGGGGGUGGAAUGCCCUUGCCAGUUGCGAAACGGUUUUGGCUCCGCCUGCGCGGGGAGAGGGACUGGAUGGUGAAGUACGGGGCGUCGGAGUUGGGCAGGGAGGCGAUGGUAUUUCGAUUCUCGAGCGAGAGUGCCUCUUUGAAGCCGAUCAUUGGGCGUCCGUUGGCUGGGACUGAAGUCAAGUUGACAGAUGGCGAGCAUGGGGAGUUGUUGAUCAAGAGCCCGACGAUGAUGAUCGGGUACAUCGAUGACGAAGAACGCACGCGUGCGGCAUUCGAUGACAAUGGCUUCUAUCGGACUGGAGAUCUCGUCCACCAAGAUGCCCAGGGUAGGUUCGUAUUUGACGGCCGUGUAUCGGCGGAUUUCGUCCGGUUCAACGGGCUCCGCGUCUCGGUCUACGAAGUUGAAUCGCAUCUAUGCGACCUGCCCUACAUCGUCGAGGGAUAUGUGCUCAGUAUCCCAGACAGUCGCUACGGGCAUCGCGUCGGUGCCCUCGUGGUUUUAGGUGCGGGAAAAGCAUCGCUGACGCUGAGGAGCCUGCGGAAAGAUCUUGCCGCAGCGCUGGCCACAUAUAAGUUGCCGACGGUGCUGCGCGUGGUGGACAGGGAUGAGAAGCUGCCGCGCAGUCCGGAGGGAAAACUGUCGCGGAAUCCCGCCUUGCAGAGGUUCUUUCCUACGGACAAUGAUGAGUUGUCGGGCAAGGUGGAGGUUUGGGACUUGGGGGUGGAGGAAAUGGCGACAAAGCGGGCGUGGGAUUGGGGCGGUGUUUAA